GAACUUUCACUAGCAUCUCCAAUCUCAAAGCUAAAUUCUGGGCCUUCAUGGAAAACAACCAAGUAUCAUAUAUUAAGUUAAGAACCAAUAGAGACCCAAGACGACUACUUAAGGAACCGCACUACAUGACUGAUCCAAGCAAAAUGCUCACAAAAUACCAAUGCCAUAAUACAGGAACACAUAUUACCGUACCUACCGAACAGCUGCAAGCACGCCCUGAAGCUAACACCACCCCCACCAUCAUGAUCAACAAUAACCUACCUGGCAAAGAUACCAUCCAAUUAAAUGUGAAUAUGGUAGAAGAUAUUAAGCAGUUGAUA
This is a messenger RNA of Acaulospora morrowiae, 320 nucleotides long. NCBI's taxonomy places the organism in Eukaryota, Fungi, Glomeromycota, Glomeromycetes, Diversisporales, Acaulosporaceae. The record is from the annotation of a GenBank genome assembly.